ACUGCGCUAGUAGCCGGCAAAAGCGAGAUGAGAAUUUGUUAACAAGAUUCUUUCUACUGCUUGAGACAAUGGAGGAUUUGCGGCCAUUGAAUAACUGCGAGGUGUUUAACCAAAUACGCAUUGAAUUCACCAAUUACCAUCAGCAUACCAAGAAACUAAAUAGCUUCCUCUACUUUGGUGGCAACGAGCAGCAUAUCAAGAACUUAUCGCAACGCCUACUCAAUGUGCUUCUCGAGCAUGGCCUCGUUCAGCAGGAUGAGGAGGAUGAGGACGCAAUCGCAGUGCCUGCAGCUGGAGCAGAUCUCGACCAGCUGCGUGGUGCCCUCAUGUAUCUGGUGCUGAACAGCGCCAAUGUCGACGGCAGCAUUGAGAAGGGCGACUUGGGCCGCUGUAAUCCGCAGUGUGUACACUUGCUGCAACAACUGCCGGCACCGCUGCCACAGCUCGUCACUGUCAGCGUGGCGCUGCAGUGCGGCUUGCAUCAGCAGCUGCUCGAGUUAAUCGCCUGUAGUCCCCACUGGCUAGCAUCGCAGUACUUUGACUGCUUGAACGAUACGCUGGCUCAUCAGGUGCUACGCACUAAGCGGCACACUCUGCCACUGAUCUGUGGCGCCUUGAGCGCUGUCACCAAAUCAAUUUGCUACGGCAACGCCUCGAAUGCUUUUCUCAUGGACAAUGCCAUGCGAAUGCUGCAGCGGAAUCUGCUGGACACGGAGGAACGGCAACAGUCGCUCGGCUCUCGCGCCGCUCGUAAUCGCUAUCUGGGCGAGGCAAUGCGUCAGCUGCUCGAUGUACUGCUGGAGCUGAUGCAUGCCCUUGAUGGCUCCAAGCUGCUCUUGCUGCCCGAUUAUGCGCCUGUCUAUGCACUGCGUUCGCCCACAAAAUGCAAAUUAGAGUCCAACAUCAAAGUGGAAGCCACCACUAGCGAUGACAAGUUGCGUCUGUUUGCUGGCAAACUUAUGGAUUGGGUGCAGCGACUGCUCGUCUGCAUCAGUGUGGACACGUACAUGGCGUGGCAGGAGUUAGAUUCGGGCCAGUUGCUCUUCCAUCUGCAGGCGCACAUCAGCAAUCAAUGCGGUGAACUGGUGCCACUGCUCGUCGAGGAUGAGACACUGAAGACGCACUGCCUUCGCUCAAUGCUCGACAAUUUCACGCAGGGCGCGCAGAGCUUUGAGCAACGGCUACAGAUGCUUACGCUCGGCGAGCUGCUUGGCUUCCUCGAUGGCGAAAUGGGGGAUGUGAGCACUGAGCAGCUGCACGCCGCACUCAAUGAGCUGCUUCAGCGCAGCAUUUGCUUUGGCAACGACGAGUGCGUGGAGAGCAUGGCCAAGCAUGUGAAACUAUUGACGUCGUCGCAUGCCAAGCUCAUCUUGGAUCAUUUGUCUGAGGUGCUUUUAGUCCAGGCGCAGCAAAGGCAGCUAGCGGACUUUGAGGAGGACGAAUUGGAUGAUAAUAAUGAGAUUUAUGGCAAGCUGUUGAGCCAAGUGCUGAUGCCCAUAUAUAUGGCAUGCUCCGAUCCCAUGGAAAAAUUGCAGCUGCUUUGCUAUCGCGACAAGUUGCAGCUAUUGGAACACUACAAUUUUGAGGAGGAGGAUCACCAUUCGCGCCGCAUUUACUUCUUCAAUCAGCUAAGCGAUUCCAUUGAGCAGUUUCCGCUGCACACAUUCCUCGAUCUCUGCUGGGAGCAGCCGGCACAGACCUGGCUAUCGCUUGCUCAGCUGGCCAUGAUACAUGGCGCCUACGCGCACCUCUACUGGCACGUCGCCAGUGUCCAGUGUGCCCCGCAUGCCGUUCACCACGUGCCGUUCACGGUGCAACAACUCAUGCAGGAUGAGCGUCUGCUCAGCCAGAAAACGGACUUCGAUUUGCUGCUGGCUCUCUAUGAGCAUCCAGUGAUCCUAAACGGCAUGCAGUAUCGUCGGCUGCAUCGCCAACGCCAACUGACCCUCAAUUUGAAUGUAUCCGCAGUGCCCUACAGCGACACUGAGUUGCAGUCGGCUCAGUCCAAUUAUCUAUCGGCCUGUGCCAAUGGCCUGGCCAAGUGCUCCAAGUCGAACAACUAUGUUGCUAUGGAGAAACUGAUGCAGACACUGCUCCGUCUGCCACAAGUCGAGCAGCGCCUCAUCAAAUGCAGCCGCAAGUGUCUGCAAUGGCAGCGCCAUCGUCUGUCGCAGCUGCUGAAAGGCGCCGCCAGCACAGCAAAGGAGGAUGAAUUGAAACAGACACGCGGCAAGAUUCGUCUGGCACGCACAUAUGUGACGUUGCAUGGCAAAUUGUGCAUGUGGCGCCUAAGCAGCUGGCCACUAAUCUCACAGUUGAUUCUCUGCAUGGAUCGGCUGCGUCCACAGUUGGACACCUUUGAGCCUGCGCGCCUUGCUGUCCUCGAUCUGGUCAUGAAAUCUUACAUCAAAAACAUGCCGCUCUCAUUCCUCCAUUAUCCAGAUUUGGUUGGCAAAGUUCGGGAUCUGGUGACCAAGUCCCUGCAGCACAAGCACUUGUGGCAGGAUGAGCACUUGGCACUGCUGCUAGAUACCCAUAAGCCGCCGCAGGCCAAGGAGUGCGCUACGCUCCUGGCGCAGGCUUCGUCGGUGGAGGCCAUAAAACUGCUGGGCAACGCCACUCGUCAUGGGAUUGACCGAGUUGUUAUGGAACAGCUGGCGCAGGCUGUGGAUUUAAUUGAUUCACCUAACUCGCUGAAUGCCUACGCCUUCCUCUUCAAGUGUUACAUGCACGCCUUUGAGCAGUGGCUGAUUAAGCCGUCCAAAUCCGAUAAUUAUCCUUCCCUCAUCGAACAUCUGCUGCAGGCACCCAAACUUCAAAUGACACAAAAUCUGCUGGCUGCCAUCGAUAACUUUAAGAUCUUGUUGAAACCGUCAUGCGGUCUAAUGGAUAAGUCAAAAAUACUCGAAUAUGUUGCCAAAAGUCUCACAACUCUAAAUAUUUCCAUAGAAAUUGAUAACAUAUACAUGGAACACGUAAUGAAUAUGUAGGAUUAUAUACAUAGAUAUGUACGGCACAAAACUUAUACUGUUCCUAGAAAUUAAAAUAAAUAACCUUGAAUUA
Molecule: messenger RNA, 3063 nt
Organism: Drosophila grimshawi
Lineage: Eukaryota; Metazoa; Arthropoda; Insecta; Diptera; Drosophilidae
Exons: 4
Coding region: 69-2990 (973 amino acids)
Source: RefSeq, a predicted model, not a curated record